AUGCUGACGAUGAGAUGGACAGUGGUGGCCACACACGGAUACAGCGGUAGCAUGGCCAAGCUGGUGAAGCGAAGGAGCAUGUGGUAUCUGGAGGGAGGGCAGGACGAGGUUGGUGCAAUGGCCAUCGUCCUAUGCAGAAACAACAUGGGAUUGGUUGGGUUCAUUGGUGUAAUUGCUGUGACGUCUACAUGUACAAUGAUUGGGUCGGUCUCGGGCAAGGCCGUGUCCGGAACCCAAGGCCUUCUCUCCCAAAAAGAGUCGAGUGUGUGCAAAGAAGGGAAAGGUGAAACAAGAGUUGAAAAAGACGCGGACGAGUUUGCCGAGGCGGGGACCUAG
Messenger RNA from Plenodomus lingam JN3, 336 nucleotides. The record is from RefSeq and is a predicted model, not a curated record. Lineage: Eukaryota; Fungi; Ascomycota; Dothideomycetes; Pleosporales; Leptosphaeriaceae.